Molecule: messenger RNA, 3703 nt
Organism: Microstroma glucosiphilum
Lineage: Eukaryota; Fungi; Basidiomycota; Exobasidiomycetes; Microstromatales; Microstromataceae
Exons: 4
Coding region: 357-3500 (1047 amino acids)
Biological process (GO): protein N-linked glycosylation
Cellular component (GO): endoplasmic reticulum membrane
Molecular function (GO): dolichyl pyrophosphate Man9GlcNAc2 alpha-1,3-glucosyltransferase activity
Source: RefSeq, a predicted model, not a curated record
CCUUCUGCGUCUGAGAUUCCAAUCGCGUCUCGGAGCCAAUGUCGUGUUUCGGAUCGGAAGCGAGAAGCGGGGGAGGAGCGGGGGUGGACUGGCCGGCAGGCCGCAUGCCCGGCCGGUAAAGGUGCUUCUUCCUCUACCAUCCGCCCUUUGCCAUUCAUCUUCCCACCCUUCGCAUCUGUCCAUUCGCAUCGCAGUCAGGGAGACCGGCGGGUCCCGGUUCUGUCAAACGUUGCUCUCUUGCAAUCUCUGAUCGGAGCCUCUCUCUUCCUGAGCAGGCGGUGAUUGGCAUCUUCCACUACCCGGAGCUGCUUCCUGCUUGACCCGCACUGCCACCCGACUUGCUGGCUUCGCCUCUGAUGGAGGGUCUCCAAUCGAAUCAAGCUGGGUCAGACGAGGACCAGGAGCCUGGUUCCGAUCCAUUCGUUGCCUCGCUAUAUGCCAAAUCCAGGCCAAGGAGCAACAGCCGUCCUCGCACUACGAAGCGUCAGCAGCACCCUGGCUCUGCAAGGGCAUCGACAUCUCAGGCGGGCUCAAACACAUUUGGAAAGCCUCCGAUGCCCACGAUAGACGGAGAGGUUCAGAACGAGGCUGUUGAAUACCUACCUCCGCUGCUGGCUCCCACUGACAACCGCCGCUCGAGACUGAAUUCGAGUGAGUCAUGGGGUAGUAGUGUUAUGCCAGCGGCUUUGCCAUUCUUUCAGCAGCACCGGGUGCGGGCAGGUCAAUCCGAGAAUCCAAGGAACCGCUCCAAGAGCGGACAGAGAGACUCUUCUCAGACCCAGAAAGAAGACGAAGUACCCCCUUUGCCCGUCGUUGGCGCUGGUCUAGAGAGCUGGCUGCAAUCACAGAGCUACCUUGCGCCUACGCAGACGCUGACAGCGCAUAGCGACGCUAGACAUCAAUCCUCUCAAUUCACGUCCUUUGCUCCCCCGGGACGUGUCAGGCGCAGAGUCGGGUCUGAUGCUGGCUCUGCAGCGGGCGAGGGGAGUUUAGGGGGAUGGUCGAAUGGAGUCGUGAGCGCUACGGGAAGGCGGCGAAUGAUGGGCAAAGGGAGCGGAAGGGAUGCCACCCGGCCCGCCCGGCCUGGUCUGCCUCUUUGGGAAGGCGGUACUGGUCUUGCCGAGCAAGAAGAACCGGAGAACAGUGGAGACGGCGACGUGAAUGGGAGGGCAGGCUCCAGCUUUACGCGAGAUGCUAGCGUCUCAAGCAACCUCAGCAGUGUACUCCAAUGGAGGGAUUCGUCUGCCAUACCAUCCUCUGCGAUGAAUAGAGACCUUCAUCGAGGACCACAGUCGAGAAAAGGGCUCACAGUCGGCCCGAGCAGCGGAGGCGGAUCUUUAAAGGCUCCCUCACUUGCUGGCUCUGUCCUUCCGAGCAGCGCUUCACGCCAGUCUCUGCGACCUUUGGAUCUAGGGCAGUCUCGCUUGGUUCAAGACGUCAGGAAGAAGUCGGAGGCAACGCCGCUCCGUACCUUCGUGCGAGGGAUGAUGAAGGAGAGGCUGUCGUUCUCUGCGCUCGUCAGCACAGGUCUCUGUAUCCUGCUCCUCGUCAAAUGGGUCAUUGCCGCUGGAGGAUGGUCAGGGAAGGUCAGAGCUGGGUGGGAGACAAUCCGACACUGGAUGUCACUGACCGCCAGCCUUCCCCUCGACGAGUGGUAUGUCUUUGACGUCGACCAUCAUCUUCUCAACCGACCGCCCCUCGCCGGGUAUGUGAGCAGCUUGUUCGGAUCUAUUGCUUUGAGACACGACGCGCUAUCAGGCGCUUUCGUCUUUCCUCCUUCGCGCGAUACCCAGGCAUCAGCUGCUCAUACCUACAUGGUCCUCGUUCACCUCAUAUCCUCGCAUCUGCUCUACGUAUUACCCAUUCUCUGGUUUCUGAACAAGCGCCUCUCGGAUCGAGGCCGUAGGACAAGGGCGAUCGUUGCUCUGACAGUCCUGGGGCAACCGACCCUUCUGCUGGUAGAUUACGGCCUGGGCGGAUGGCAGUCUGUGUCUCUUGGUCUCAUCACUUUGAGCCUGGCCUUGUUGCAUAGUAGUCUCCCCAACGCAGAGGAUUCGGGCACCACAGAGGUCAUGCGACGGAACCAGAUCACCAAUCUCUCGAGAAAAGUGAGCUAUGCCUACGUCGCUGCUAUCACGGCCUUCUUGUGGGCUCUAUCCUUCGACCAGACUGCCCUCAUCUUGGUCCCUGUUGUGCUCGCCCUGUUCCUGGGUCGAUGGGCUGGUCUGAACAGCAUCGGCGCUUCAAGAGGAAUGGUCUUCCUCGGCGGCAUCGCUAUCGCAGUCAGCCUGACCUUUCUGGCCAUGUUCUUUCCCUGGCUUUCCUUCAAGACGGUCGCAUCUCUUCAACAGGUCUUUACACGACUAGGAGGGGCGCUGUCGAGCCCUCUUGUGCCUAGCGACAUUGACGCAUUGCCGGUCAGGGCUCGACACAUCGGCGACUCUUUGUCUGAACAUUUGCCCUUCGAUGCGAAGGUUGCUAGAUCCGCAACUGCAGCUCUGGCAUUGCUCUUCCCUUGCCUCAUUUGCUUCCGAGCCGCAAGGGAGACGGUCAAGAUCGAGAUGCGACUUGCUGAAACGGUCGUCUCAAAGGAAUCAUCGAGAUCGACUGCGUCAGCGAGUGGCAGCGUCAGCGGUCGUGGCAUCCCGCCUCUCAAGCAUACGCCUCGACAGGUAGACGCGGUGAGUGGUCAUCGACAGCACAAGAGGUCGGGUUCACAGGCUCCGUCCGAAGCUGGAAGCGACUUGCGAAGUCUUGCCGAAAGUCUCGUGCGAGGCGAAUCCUCUGCACUACCUUCACAGCGACCCAGCCUCGACACCGAGAGUCCACGGCAGCGUAUGAAAGAUGACGAGAUCAGAGUAGCCUCCUCUUGCCCUUCACCAGCGGCUGCGAUAUUGCCCUAUGCAGCCGCAGCAAUCUCCUUGGCAACCUACCUUUUCCUUCCCUUCGGUCAAAUGUGCGAGUCAGACGCGACCCAAGUACUCUUCCCUUUGCUGCCACUCACACUGCUGACAGUGGCCAAAGGCGAUGAGUGGGGAGGAGGCGCAGGAAAGGUCGACUGGGAGUGGAUCAUUCUAAGCAACAACGUCGGGACAUUCAGUCUCUGGCCAUUGACUCGCAGAGACGGACUGCAGCUGCAAUACAUCUCUGUUCUAUUGCUCUGGAAUUUCCUGAUUGGAUACCGUCCCUUCGCAGAUCUUUCGGGCACUAGACAAGGCUUUGUAGGCAGGCUCGGAGCCGCGGUACAUGGGCUGAUGAUAGCUGUACACGCCGGCUCCCUGAUCUCCCUUCUCUUCGAUCCGCCGGCGCUUCUGCUGCCUACCCUGGUCGACGGCGUCUCCACUCUUUCGCUUCUCGUCGUCUACCUCUGGUCGAUGAAGAGACUUGCAGAGGUCGCAUUGGGCAAUGGACUAGAGAUCGGACUGAGUUGGCGCAUGGGCAAAGCCAAGAGCAGACAGCUGCAUCAGCAGCAGCAGCGCGUCGUGAAGAAGGCGACAUGAGCGAAGCACUGCCACCAUGCCGUUCUGACAAACAGAUUCUUGCGAGAGCCUUCACCGUACUCAACGACACUGCUUGCGUAGCAACAGCGAAAGUCAUGAAAUUAAUUUAUACCGUUUUACCUCGCGAGUUGAAUGCCUGUAGCAGAGUUGAAGUCGUCCGUCGUGAGAUGGUCCAGCAGCGCUAUCUUCCGCGUUUCCUCUAC